Messenger RNA from Hyalella azteca, 662 nucleotides. Its product is annotated as keratin-associated protein 19-2. Lineage: Eukaryota; Metazoa; Arthropoda; Malacostraca; Amphipoda; Hyalellidae. Bases 52 to 552 code for a protein of 166 amino acids. The record is from RefSeq and is a predicted model, not a curated record. The transcript is spliced from 2 exons.
CUCGGCCCUCAGUUGUCACAGUCAACGCAGCGGUCAAACCCACAGCACAACAUGAAGCUCAUCCUGCUCUCUCUGGCACUCACGUGCUUCAGUCUCGCCGCCGCCAAGCCUGCCGCGCAACCUGAAGCUGAAGCGAAGCCUGAAGCGAAGCCAGAAGCCGAGGCCCUCGCUUCAUUUGGUGGUGGAUUUGGUGGAGGAUAUGGUGGAGGUCACGGUUAUUAUGGAGGAUACGGAGGACAUGGCUACGGCGGAUACGGUCAUGGAGGAUAUGGAUAUGGCCACGGUGGAUACGGACAUGGAGGAUAUGGUGGUUUUGGAUACGGUGGACAUGGUGGCUACGGACACGGAUACGGCCACGGUUACGGACAUGGGUACGGUCACGAAGGAUAUGGUCAUGGUUAUGGUCUGGUAUAUGGACACGGCUACGGCCAUGGAGGAUAUGGCCACGGAUACGGAGGAUACGGAGGUUACGGAGGAUACGGAGGAUACGGCCACGGAGGUUACGGGGGUUUCGGAGGUUACGGGGGCCACGGAGGCUACUACAAGAGAUAACUUGAAGUUGUUCUGCUGUGAUAUGUUGACGAGUUGACGCUAGCGAUCCACCAAGCGAACGAUUGUUAACGACACGCACUUUAGAAUAAAACGAAUUGUACGAAUAAUAA